This is a messenger RNA of Oncorhynchus masou masou (cherry salmon), 4062 nucleotides long. Its product is annotated as activin receptor type-1B-like. Gene Ontology annotation, cellular component: activin receptor complex; plasma membrane. Gene Ontology annotation, molecular function: activin receptor activity, type I; activin binding; ATP binding. Lineage: Eukaryota; Metazoa; Chordata; Actinopteri; Salmoniformes; Salmonidae. The transcript is spliced from 9 exons. Gene Ontology annotation, biological process: nervous system development; activin receptor signaling pathway; protein phosphorylation. Bases 65 to 1606 code for a protein of 513 amino acids. The record is from RefSeq and is a predicted model, not a curated record.
CUGACUGGAGCUGUGUGUUUUUGUCCGCUCCGCUGUCAAUACCACACUACUAGCCCAAAUAUUAAUGCAAUGCAAUGGGAAUAUAGCGAUCAUGGCUAAGAAUCUAAUUGUGUUAAUUAUUCUCGUCCUGGUUUGCUUAUUUGGAACUUAUGAUGCUUUGUGGUGUAACUGCACCACAGCCCAGUGUGAGAAGACUGGCUCCCAGUGUGAGACAGACGGGGCCUGCAUGGCCUCUACGUCCUUCAUCAAUGGGCUGGAGCAGCACAUCCGUAUCUGCAUCACCCGGGACAAGCUGGUACCCCCGGGCCAGCCCUUCUACUGCCUGAGCGCUGAGGGCCUCCUCUACACACACUGCUGCUACACUAACUACUGCAACAGCCUCGACCUCAAAGUAACCUCUGUGACAACUCGGCCAGGCCUGGAGGGUGUUUUUGGCCCCGAUGGUAAAUGGGGUCCAGUGGAGCUGGUAGCAGUGGUCGCAGGGCCCGUCUGCCUGCUGUGUGUGCUGCUAAUCAUGGGUGUGUUCCUGUUCCAGUACCACCAGCAAGCCUACAGUCACAGGCAGAGGCUGGAGGUGGAGGACCCCUCCUGUGACCAUCUCUACAUGGCCAAGGACAAGACCCUGCAGGACCUCAUUUACGACAUGUCCACCUCUGGAUCAGGCUCCGGCCUCCCUCUGUUUGUCCAGCGAACAGUGGCCAGGACCAUCGUGCUGCAGGAGAUUAUAGGGAAAGGGCGUUUCGGGGAAGUGUGGCGCGGCCGCUGGAGAGGAGGAGACGUGGCGGUGAAGAUCUUUUCGUCCAGAGAGGAACGCUCCUGGUUCCGCGAGGCUGAGAUCUACCAGACCAUUAUGCUGCGCCACGAAAACAUCCUGGGAUUCAUCGCCGCCGACAACAAAGAUAAUGGCACUUGGACCCAGCUGUGGCUGGUGUCAGACUACCACGAGUAUGGCUCUCUGUUUGACUACCUGAACCGUUACUCCAUCACCAUCGAGGGAAUGAUCAAACUGGCACUGUCUGCUGCCAGCGGCCUGGCACACCUGCACAUGGAGAUCCUGGGCACACAGGGUAAGCCUGGUAUUGCCCACCGGGACCUCAAGUCUAAGAACAUCCUGGUGAAGAAAAACAGUACCUGUGCCAUUGCUGACCUGGGGCUGGCCGUGCGGCAUGAGUCCACCACCGACACCAUAGACAUCGCCCCCAACCAGAGAGUGGGCACAAAGAGGUACAUGGCCCCUGAGGUUCUGGAUGAGAGCAUCAACAUGAGGCACUUUGAUUCGUUUAAGUGUGCAGACAUCUACGCUCUGGGCCUGGUUUACUGGGAGAUCGCACGCCGCUGCAACGCUGGAGGUAUCCAUGAGGAGUACCAGCUACCGUACUUUGACCUGGUGCCCUCUGACCCCUCCAUAGAGGAGAUGAGGAAGCUGGUGUGUGACCAGAAGCUACGGCCCAACGUGCCCAACUGGUGGCAGAGCUACGAGACCCUGCGUGUGAUGGGGAAGAUCAUGAGGGAGUGUUGGUACGCCAACGGAGCCGCCCGCCUCACCGCCCUGCGCAUCAAGAAGACCCUGUCCCAACUGAGUGUCCAGGAGGACAUCAAAGUCUGAGAGGGCCCUAUCCCAAAGAUCUGAGGAGAGCACUGGGGACUCUGUCCUGCACUAAAAAAUACUGAGAGAGAUAGAGGGACAGUGUCUUUUCAGAGAACGCACAAGCUAACGACAGAAAAUGGAAACAAACAAAAAAACAUUACAUGACUCUCCUGCCAGUUUUUGUUUUUAAAGCCACCACCGCCUGAGUUGUGACAAACCCUACCUCGUCUAUUCAGCCAAAACUACUGGCAACCCCUGUCCAUCCCUUGCCCCCAACCUAUCCCACCAUUCUGACCCACAAACCUGUUCCUGCAGCCCCCUUCUCUGUUCUGUUCCUACUAAAAUGACUGCAAUUACUGAUAUUACUACUACUCCCGAUAAUGCCCAUGUUAAUCUCAAUGGCAGGAUAAACACUGAGUCUACAAAACCAUUAAGAACACCUUCCUAAUAUUGGGGUGGAACCCCCCAACCCCUUUCCCUAUGAACAGCCUCAAUUCAUGUUGACUCCAAUGCUUCCCACAGCUGUGUCAAGUUGGCUGGAUGUCCUUUGGGUGGUUGACCAGUAUUGAUACACACGGGAUAAACCCAGUAGCGUUGCAAUUCUUGAUACACUCAAACCGGUUCACCUAGCACCUACUAUGGAUUCAGCUGGUCAGUCUGUCAUGGAAAGACAAUGUUUUGUACACUCAGUGUACACUCUGUAUAAAACUGUAGUUUGGGGAUGUGUGUAAUUUAAUUUUAUACAAUAUUUUUUAUUUGAUUCACAAGUACCUAUACAUUUGUAUUUGUUUGCCUUUAUAUUGUAUUGAUGCUAUGUUGAAUCACUGAUGGCAGAGGUCUGUUUUCUUUUGUCAGGGAGUGUGUGUAUAUAGGGGGAAGAUGAGGUCCGUCUUUGAAUACUGUAUACUGAUCUCUCCGCUGUAUGUACAUACACACUGAGAAAUGGAUUUUAAAAUCCAUGAAGACCAAGUCUUCCUCAUUUAUGUGGGCAUGUUAUGUAUCAUUUAUGGUAGCAGUGGUCUGUGAGUCACAGAGAUCAGGUUACCAGAACAUAGGUUUACAGCAACCAAUGUUGUUUUGUAACUCCUAUUGCCUACUUAGAGGCAGGAAUGGUCCAUACAAACACCUGGCUCUAUGGUAUUUCAUGAUGACGGACUGUAUAGCCAUUUCGUUUUGCACGCGCGCACACACAGACGCUCUAAUGGCGGGUUGCUGUUAUGAAUUCGAUUUUAUUUGCUCACAAUACCUCCAUGUACGUUUCCCCUCAGGUUAUAUUCUCCCGGGCCAAACUUAACCACAGUCUCACCUUAAAUGGUUAGUGUGGUUCUGUAUAUAUUACCCUUUUUGAUUUGAGUUUCAUUUGACAACAGUUUAACACUGGUAACUGUUCUUGGAUGGGAGACAAUGGGAGGGGCUUAUGUGUGCUGUCAAUCAUCCACUGAUAAACCAAUGGAAUAUCUCCAAAGCAACACUACUGUACACUGUCAUUGAAAGCGCAUACUGAGUCCCUCCAACUUGAUGUCUCACAUUACUAUAGAACAGUAUUUGAUUUUGAGUCAAUACUCCAUAUUCUUCAAUUGUACUCAACCUACUUUACAUCCUUGAUAUGCAAAUUGUAAAUAGUUUGUAUAAUGAUUUACCUCAUGUCAAAUCAUAUUACCAAAUGUUAUUUUCAGGAAAACUAUGUACUGUUAGAAUUUUUGCUUUUUGUUUUGUUGACCACUUACUCAAAAGGUACUGCGGACUUAAAGCCUCUUUCCUUGUGUUCUUAAUCCUGCCAGUUUGCUGUGAGUUCCUGCAGAUUAUACCAGUGAAAGCAGAGGGUGUUUAAUAUGUUCAGUAAGCAUUUUAAUCACAGUUCCUCAGUGAUAGGUAAAUUCCUCUCCCAGAUUUCACAUUUUCAGAAAACUAAGAGUGAGGAUUCAUCAGACCCUCUGUAAAGGGUGCUUAUUCAGUAUGGCUAUAGCACAUACAGGCAGGGGUUGAACCUUUGACAAAUGAAAUACUACUGAUACUUAUGACUGCUGUUCCACAAGAAAUACUGUAUUUGUGUUAGUUAAUGACCAUGUCAUGCUCACCUGUACUGUAUUUUUUUUUAUAGUUCUUGGAAGAUGUCCAAGAACAUGUGUAUAUGUUCUUCCUGAAAAUGUGGUUGUUUAUGGCUGUGAGUGGGAGGCAGGACCUGGGUGUUUGUCUGCAUACUGUUAGACAAUCUCACCACACAUCCGCCUGUCUUUGGUCAGGGAGUGAUCCUAUGCAAAUGUCGUAGGCCAUGGUUGGGAUGUGUCCAUGGCCUUGUUUUGAGCACACACUGUUAAGGGGUGGUAUGACAUGUUGUAUUGUGUAAUGAAGCACUGAAUUAUGAACACCCAGGUCUCUAUCCAGACAUCUGGACUAAAACCAUUAACCUUUUCAGGACUAGUUUACAAUCAUGCAUAUAGCCUAGAGUAAUAAUACAACAACCGUUUUCCUAA